This is a messenger RNA of Seminavis robusta, 939 nucleotides long. The record is from the annotation of a GenBank genome assembly. NCBI's taxonomy places the organism in Eukaryota, Bacillariophyta, Bacillariophyceae, Naviculales, Naviculaceae.
AUGUCCUCCGAACAGCAAUCUACAACCAAAUAUGACCAAGAGUUCGAGGGUGAAACUGUGAUGAGAGCUCUACGGUCUAAAAAAGAAAUCCACGCUCACCUGAUCCACAAGCUUGGAACCAACACUGCCGGGCUUCCGUCUGAUCCCGCACGCACUUCCCUAGCGUUCCUCCGAGACGUUGCCAAUCAACACGGCAUAGAUCUAUCUGUUGAGGAAGUCAAGAAGCAAAAAGGAUGGGUCAACACUCCAAAAGGAGCUUUGCAAAUGUGCAUUGAGAGAGGCUUGGUUGACUUGGAGCUUGUGAAGAGACGAAAAGGGCACUACAUGAUGCCUGGGAGGAAAGAUGCCGAAGGCAAGUUGAUCGAGGGAACAAGCCUCCGCAUGCUGCUCCAAGGAUGCGAUGAUUUCAAGAAGGAAAUCUCUAUGCUAGAGUGGGUAGCCAAGCAGUAUGGAUGGCGAGUUAUCUUCUCUCCAAAGUGCCAUCCAGAAAUCGCCGGUGUUGGCAUUGAAUACGUGUGGUCAGUGUCAAAGAACUGCCUUGUUCGGAUCCCAUUGCCACAACGGAAAGGAAAGGAUCGCUUCACGAAGCAAGUCUUGGAUGUGUGCUUCAACAGUGAGAAGACGCUGACAAAACAAACGGUGCGAGGCUGUGCACAGAAGGCGCGACAGUUUGUAAUUGCCUAUUUGCUUUUACAUGCAGUCGAAGCAGCCAGAGACGAAGGAACCAGCGGCACAAAGCCGCUCACUGGAGAGGUGUCGCUUGAGACGAUGCGAAAAAAGCAAUCCGAGCUGAAGUUUGCGACGAUACGAGCAGCUCAGAAAAUGUAUAAGCGGCACCGAGGUAUCGCCAUGUUUGAUCAUGAAGAGGAGAAGAUAUCAUUCACUAGCAGCGAGAGUAUCGAAGACUGGAUGAGAAAGGAACAAAGGAAGAGUGCUUAA